AUGGAGCCUCCUCGGGUGGAGCCCAAGGACGACGUGGUCGAAAUCCCGUUUCCGAAAGGUUUGAAGCUGGCAGCUAUUCUGCUUGCCAUUGCCCUGGCCACUUUUAUUGUUAUGUUGGAUGCGUCUAUCCUGGCUACUGCUGUUCCUUACAUCACUAACGAAUACCAUGCUCUUCUCGACGUGGGUUGGUAUGGAAGUGCUUAUCAGCUCGCCAGCGCUGCGUUCCAGCCAUUUACCGGAAAGCUCUACGCCAACCUGCCUUUGAAGUGGACUUACAUCUGUUUCUUCUUGGUUUUUGAGCUUGGAUCUCUGCUCUGUGCUCUGUCCAAAUCUUCCAAGAUGUUUAUUGUGUCGCGCGCGGUUGCCGGUCUGGGAUCUUCGGGCCUUCUCAACGGAGGUCUCACCAUGAUUUCCGAGUUCCUGCCCAAGUCCAAGGCCCCCGGUGUCAUUGGCGGUUUGAUGUCAGUUACGCAACUCGGUCUCGCGUGUGGUCCCAUCGUCGGUGGAGCAUUCACCCAGUUUGUCACAUGGAGAUGGUGCUUCUGGCUGAAUCUCCCAGUCGGUGGCGUGGUUUUAAUCCUCAUGCUCUUGACUCCCAUGCAAGAUCGAACUGAGAAGCCCAAGGGCAGCGCACUUCGAAAGAACUUGCGAGAGGCCCUCGAUGUCUUGGGACUAGUCCUGUUCGCUCCGGCCUUAAUCAUGUUCUUCCUCGCCCUUCAAUAUGGUGGCAACCAGUACCCAUGGAAGAGCGCCACUGUCAUCGGCCUCUUUUGCGGAUUCGGUGGAAUGUUUAUUGUGUGUGUGCUAUGGGAAUACCGUCGUGGUGACCGGGCUAUGCUCCCGCUGCCCAUCAUUCGUCAACGCAUUGUCUGGUCCAGCUGCCUAAGUUCAUUCUUUAUGACAGGGGCUGCAGUUUCCGGAAACUACUACCUGCCGAUCUACUUCCAAGCUGUAAUGGGAAACUCGCCCAUUCGCAGCGGUGUCUACUUCUUGCCGAACAUUCUACCCCAGGUGGCUUUCGCGCUUGUUACUGGUGGACUCGUUCAGGGCACCGGAUACUACCUGCCUUCGGUCCUUUUCGGCAGCGCCCUGGCUUGUAUCGGAUAUGGCCUUCUGUCGAUGCUUACCCCAACAUACUCCAUUGCCAAGCGUAUUGGCUUCCAGAUCCUCGUGGGUGUUGGCCUUGGUUCAUGCAACUCUGUGCCCAUGAUGGCAGUUCAGAACCUUAUGGCUCCCGCGCAGAUGUCUGUUGCCAUGGCGAAUCUUGUGUUCUGUCUGAACAUGGGUGCCUCGCUCUUCUUGCAACUCAGUACUGUGAUCUUCUCACAGAGUCUGCUUAAGGCCCUUCCGAAGUAUGCCCCUGGUGUCGACCCAAAGACCAUCGUUCAAGCCGGUGCUACGCACUACCGACAGGUCAUCUCCAAGGAGGCACUUCCCGGCGUCAUUAUGGCUUACUCGAAGAGCAUCAUUAACGUCUACUACUUCCUUGCCGGUCUUGGCGUUGCCGGUUUCGCCGCUUCCUGCUUUAUGGGCUGGAAGCCUUUUAAGAAGGAUAAGCCUCAGACGGAGGAGUCGGGUAUCCCUCUUCAAACCACAGAGGACGCCCCCAAGGCCUUGUAG
Penicillium olsonii is the source of this 1620-nucleotide messenger RNA. NCBI's taxonomy places the organism in Eukaryota, Fungi, Ascomycota, Eurotiomycetes, Eurotiales, Aspergillaceae. The record is from the annotation of a GenBank genome assembly.